AUGGAAGAUGCAUGUUUUAGACGCUUGAAGAUGGGAAAUAGAAACUGUAUGGAAAGAGAAAAACAACGUUCAAACAUUGAAGUGACUGCGACAUUGUUUCCGUGUCCAUUUUGUAAACGGGGAAGGUCAUGCUAUAUUAAAAUCGAUCGUGAAAAGAACAUCGGGAAAAUUAAGUGCAACAAGUGUAAACAUCACACUUAUACCAGCAUGACUCAUUUGAAGACACCGGUACAAGUUUUUAUGAGAUGCGAAGAAAAAGUACAAGUUACUGCUAACUAGUAGAGAGAAAGGAAGAAUGAAAAAGGA
Trachymyrmex cornetzi is the source of this 306-nucleotide messenger RNA. RefSeq names its product transcription elongation factor 1 homolog. Gene Ontology annotation, biological process: transcription elongation by RNA polymerase II. The coding region runs from base 1 to 279 and encodes 92 amino acids. Gene Ontology annotation, molecular function: RNA polymerase II complex binding. Lineage: Eukaryota; Metazoa; Arthropoda; Insecta; Hymenoptera; Formicidae. Gene Ontology annotation, cellular component: transcription elongation factor complex. The record is from RefSeq and is a predicted model, not a curated record. The transcript is spliced from 2 exons.